AAAAACAAAAAAGAAAAAGGAAAAAAGAGAAUUAUGAACAAUAAAAGAAAAAAAAAGAGAUUGCAGGUUGUCUGGUUCUUGACCUGUAGAGAUCGGGCCUGACCAAGGAACAAUAAAUUGGUAGUUUUAUUCGGGCCUACAUUUUGAACGGGCCUAAUAUAACUCCACCCCCAUUCGAUUUCGAUUUCUGCUGCAACAGUUCCAAAGCUCAACUCGAACUCAUCCAUGGAGUCCUUCAAUCCCAAUAAACAUCUCAAAGAGGAAUUUGUGAGCAAUUUAACAGGGUCUUCCAAGCUCGAAAUUUUCUCUCUCCUCGCAAAUUUUUCGAUUUUGAUUUUGAUUAGGCAUUGCAUCGGAUUCAAUUGGAUCAGUUGUGGUUCUGUUAAGAAAGAUGAUAAUGCUGCUACCGGUGGCAAGGGUUUGAAAGCCUACACUUUGGCUUUGAUUGUCGAUUUUCUCUGCAUUGUUGUUCCUUAUACUUUAUUUCUGACUGUUCUGGCAGACUUCACUUAUGGGAUCACCAUCCUGGUAUUUGUGCUGCUGCUUUUCCUGAGAACAUUUGAUAGAAAUCGAUCUUCAUUGUUGCAGGAAGGUUAUAUGGACUCUGUUAGGGUGAAUAUCUCAUCUUAUAGGGUUUCCAUGAUGCUUGCGACAUCCCUCGCUAUUCUGGCGGUUGAUUUCAAGAUAUUUCCCAGAAGAUAUGCAAAAACAGAGACGUACGGCACUGGCUUGGUAAGAACUAAUGCAUUUAAUUUAGAAUAUAGAAAAAUUUAUUGUGAACUGCAAUGCGCCACUCGAUUUCAUAAAGCUGUGUACACCCUAUUCAAUGCACUGUUGUUGAUUCUUUCAGUUUCCAGUUUCUGCUACAUAUUUGUUUCAAUUAUAUUUUGUAGAGUUAUGGUGAUUGAUCGGGUACUCUUAAUUUCUUGUUUGUCCAUGCAAUCCAGGACACUGCAAAAUGCUCUUCGUUCUACUAGUCCGUUAAUUAUUUUAGGAUUUGCUCGACUUAUUUCAACAUCGAGUGUGAAUUAUCAGGUUCAUGUUGGGGAAUACGGUGUGCACUGGAAUUUCUUUUUCACUCUAGCUGCCGUGGCAAUUCUCACAUUCAUUAUUAAUGUGCAUCCAAAUUAUUGCGGGAUUUUAGGCUCCUUGAUCCUCAUUGGAUAUCAAGCUUUACUAUUGUGUGGGCUGAAUAAAUAUAUCAUGUCGGAAGAAAGGAAACCAGAUAUCUUUAGUCAAAACAAGGAAGGAAUAUUUAGCAUAUUCGGUGAGGAUCUCUCUGUAAGUAAAUUAAAGUACUCUGGAUAUUCAUUGUUCAU
This is a messenger RNA of Erythranthe guttata (spotted monkey flower), 1319 nucleotides long. The record is from RefSeq and is a predicted model, not a curated record. NCBI's taxonomy places the organism in Eukaryota, Viridiplantae, Streptophyta, Magnoliopsida, Lamiales, Phrymaceae.